Amphibalanus amphitrite is the source of this 1985-nucleotide messenger RNA. RefSeq names its product transcription cofactor vestigial-like protein 4. Gene Ontology annotation, biological process: negative regulation of DNA-templated transcription. NCBI's taxonomy places the organism in Eukaryota, Metazoa, Arthropoda, Thecostraca, Balanomorpha, Balanidae. The record is from RefSeq and is a predicted model, not a curated record. The transcript is spliced from 6 exons. Bases 138 to 890 code for a protein of 250 amino acids. Gene Ontology annotation, molecular function: transcription coactivator binding.
UCAUUGAUUAGGACGGCUGGGCGGCGGCGGCGGCGGCGGCGCGGCGGCAGGCGUGUGGCGACGGCCGACGGGUGAGGAAGUGCCAGCGGAUAGCGGACUGAAGACAUCGACACAGCAGACGGCACAGAGACGCACAGAUGAGAUACGAGGAGGGCAUGGAGGCAGCGGGCGAGUCUCCGCUGGACGUUCUGUCCCGAGCGGCCUCCAUGGUGCAGGGACAGGAGAUCGAGGAGUUGCGGCGUCGGGCGGCGCAGCGCGCGCUGGGAGGCGGCGGCGGCUCGAGUCUGUCGCCGUCCUCCAGCCAGGACAGGAGGUCGCCCACCAAGGACCUGCCGACGCGCCAGUGGAAGGUGGAGCGGUCAGAGAGCCGGCGCCACGACCCGCUCACCGGGCCCAAGAUGCGCGUCAAAAGAGAGGACUCGUCGGCGUCGUACAGUGACGAGGGCGGCGCGGCCGGCGGCGCCGACGGCCCUCUGGACAUGACGGUCCGCCGGGGCUCGCCGCCGCCGUACCGCGCGGCCGUGUCGCCGUCCGGUCGGCAGCUGGGCCGGCCGUCGGUCAUCACCUGCGGGCCCGGACGGUCCGACUCGGAGGACGCCGGGUCGGACGGCGACCUGCGACCCGACGAGCUGCGCACCCGCGAGGUCAUCAAAGACUUCCCGGGCGUGUGCGAUCCGGUGAUAGAUGAGCACUUCCGACGCUCGUUAGGCAAACACUACGCAUCACUGUUCAAGAGCAGCAGCACCCCGUCACCGCCGCAGGCCAGAGAGGAGGACGUCACUGGCAUGUCAGUGGACGACCACUUUGCCAAGGCGCUGGGCGACACGUGGAUCAAACUGCAGGAGAAGGACCAGAGCAGCAGCGACCAGGCCCUGCCGCUGGUGACGUGAACGCUGACCGAGCCGCUGUCCCGACCGCUACCCGGGUCUCCGAGAGCGUCCAGCGCCCUGUGGGGGACGCGCGGACGUCCGCGUGUGGACCGCCGCCAGCUGUGUGGAUGUGUGGACCGACGUUUCCACUGUCGGAUUGAGAGGGCAUGUGGACUACGAUCACCGCACCGCGUGUGGAGGACGUCCGAAAGUCACUCCACUGGAGAAGCGGUGACCGGAUCGGUGACCCACAGUGCUGCGACGGAUACUGAGGGCCUCGCGGAGCUCUGUCCGUGUCUGACGGAGCCGGCGGAACCGGGAGGCAUGGGUGAGCGUCCACGCACGGCAGAGCGACGAAAUGAGAAUCCGAGUCAACAGGGCGCACGGUCGUCGGUGUCGGCAGCCACGAGCGGACACCAGGGGUGUCGGGGAGCGAGUGACGUCGGCGCCGACUCGUGCGGCUCAAUCAGGGAGGGCGCGCGGCGACCGAGCACGCCGGGACGCUCGCACAGGCGCAGCGCGCAGUCAGAGGGCUGGUCCCAUUCACAGCGGCGGCCGGGUGUGUGUGCGGUGCUCUCCGAGCGCUCUGAUUGGUGUGCGAGUGGCGGCCGAGAGCCGUGAUCGGUGGAUUCUGUCGGCCGUGAACAGUUCGCGACCGGCGGAGAACAGGGAGCUGCGUGGUUGCGUUGGAUGUUUACCUUACUGGUUGAUGUAUGCGUGUUCUAUGUUUACGGGGCCGGUCGCUAUGGCGGUGGCGCGGGGCGCCUCACGCUGCAAAGGUCGGCUUCGCGGGCGGUUACGUUGUACAGUACAAUAAUCUGUGAUGACAGAGCGCGUUGUUUUGUAUUUUGUUAUUGGGUUUGUCGCCGCUGACUGGCCCUCCGUUCGACGGCCUCGACUUGAUCAGUUCUUCGACGUCCUUCUGUGCUCUGUGGCGGCGGCGUGCGCCGUGCGCGGGCUCUCGGCAGUCCAGCCAGGCACUGCGUGUUGAUACUCAACAGUAACGAGGCCCGCUGCGGAGCCCAACACGGCACACGGCCGCCGCCGUUUUGUAAAGGUAUGCCAGCUGUGUUAUCCGAGCAUGUGUGAUGUAAAUACAAAGCUGAAUAAUGAUUA